UGCAAUUAACGUGACCUGCGAUAAAAAGUCCCUAUAAAUAUGUGAUGCAGCUGAUGCAUUGGCACUGGCGAACAUGGCUCGUUUGGUGUUGUGUGUUCUGGCGCUUCUAGUGGCCGGGGGCCACUCGGACCCCGUGAGGAGCAACCUCUCGCAGAAAGCUGCGGACCCAGUGUUCCUGCAACGCCAAUUGGAUUUGAUGGUCUUGUACUUCCACCUUCUUGAACCGAAUCAUCUUGCCUCUUGCCAAGCUAUCGCUAAGUCCUGGAGUCUCGAGAGGAACAUCGAACAUUACAGCAAUGUGACUGCUGUAACUACUUACAUCGAGAUGUUGGAGCACCAGUGGAUACUCCCACGUACGGUACCCUUCUCGCUUCAGCAAGCCGAGCACAGAUUCGAAGCCGUCACCUUAUACAAUGUGCUUAUCUCUGCUAAGGACUACGACACAUUCUACAAGACCGCUGUUUACGUUAGAGAUCUCGUCAACGAGAACCUCUUCGCUUACGUGCUCAGUAUAGCUAUUCUGAACCGCCCUGAUACCCAAGGCAUUUACAUCCCUCGCCUUCCUGAAGUCUUCCCGUCAUACUUCUACAACGGUGAAAUUAUGACAACCGCUCAGAGGAUUAACACCCAUGGCCAAAACAUGGUUGAGCACUACCCUUCAACCUACAAAUGGGACCACAAUGUGGUGAUCAGGUGGAAUGCUACGAUCUGGCCUUACUUAAGAAGCGAAACCAUGCCUCUUGCUUACUUCACUCAUGACUUCAGCCUAAACACCUUCUACUACAACCUCCAUCUUGCCCAACCCAGCUGGCUGCACAGUGAAGUUCUUCCAGUGAACAAACACAGGCGUGGAGAAUGGUUCUGGUUCUUGCACAAGCAGAUCCUCACUCGUUACUACAUGGAGAGACUGUCUAACGGACUCGGUGAAAUCCCCGAGCUUGGCCACGAGAUUGUUCAGUACGGUUACGCUUCAGGUCUUUUGUACCACAAUGGCGUGCCCUUCCCUGCAAGGCCCAACUACCUUAACUUGGAUCAGCCCCAGCUCGUUAAUGAAAUCCAAGAAAUCCUCGACUACGAGCGCCGUAUUCGUGACGCCAUCGACCAGGGUUACGUUGUUAACCACCUUGGUGAACACAUUGACAUCUGCGCUCCUGAGGCUAUCGAAAUCUUGGGUAGCAUUAUUGAGGCUAACGUUGACUCUCCUAAUGCCAAAUACUACAAGGACUUCAUCAGCAUCUGGAAGAAGGUUUUGGGCAACUCUAUUGUUCAAGACAACCAGUACCACAACAACUACGUCCCUCUGGUUGUUCCCUCGGUUUUGGAGCACUACCAGACUGCUUUGCGUGACCCCGCGUUCUACAUGAUCUGGAAGCGUGUGUUGGGACUGUUCCAAAUGUGGCAGGAGAAACUUCCUCUGUACAAGAAAGAAGAACUGGCUCUUCCCCAGGUGGCCAUCCAGAAGGUCGAUGUAGACAAGCUGGUGACAUACUUCGAAUACACUUACUUGAACGUCUCUUCUCACCUGCACAUGAACCAGGAUGAAGUUAAGGGUUACUACGACCAAGUCAGCGUGUUGGUACAGCAACCCGUCUUGAACCACAAGAGGUUCCAAGUUCGCGUGAACGUUAAGAGCGAGGUCGCUAAGACCGUUCUCGUCAAGUUCUUCUUGGCGCCCAAAUAUGACAGCCAAGGCUAUGAGAUCCCUCUUCACAUCAACACCCAGAACUUCAUGCAGCUGGAUGAGUUCACGUAUGACCUUCCUGCGGGCGAAUGCACAAUUACUCGUGAUUCCGUUGACACCUCUGGCAAGAAGUGGGUGUCCGGUAUCGAGAUAUAUGAGGCGGUUGAGAAGGCCGUGCAAGGCAAGGGACAGUACACCAUCGACCCGAACAUGGAGAAACUCGCCGAACAUCUUAUGCUGCCUAAGGGUCGCGUCGGAGGCAUGCCGUUCGUCCUGAUGGUCUACAUCUCAGAAUACCACGCCCCGAAGGUUGCUCCCGAACAAGUCUCGUACCCAGCUUUGUCUCUUGGCCUGUCUCCCGUUAUUCGCCAACUGACCGACGAGCCAUUCGGCUUCCCAGUCAACAGGCCUCUUCACCCAUGGCAGGUGGAGGGAGUCAAGAACUUGUACCUCCAAGAUGUCUUGAUCUACCACAAGCAUACCCCCGAAAUCGAGGUUCCCCACAUGGAAUAAGCGAUUCUCGGGAUGUUAUUGACGCCAGAUUUAGAACAAUGAUACUUCUCCGUGAAUAAGCUACUGAGCUUCUGGAAUGAAGAUAAGAUCCAUAUGUCCUUUAUGAAGCAAGGGCUGAUGAACUAGCUCAAAUUACUUCAAGCUCUUCAAUUUGGCGUCGACAAACAAUUAAUGUUCAUUUAUGUUAUGUUCAUGUAUUAUGUAUUUAUUAGUAUAUGUAUUUAUUGUUGAUGUAUAUCUUCUUAUAUGUGUGUAUUGUAUUAUGUAGUGAAAUAUAGUAUGAUGAUCAAUGAA
Molecule: messenger RNA, 2488 nt
Organism: Helicoverpa armigera (cotton bollworm)
Lineage: Eukaryota; Metazoa; Arthropoda; Insecta; Lepidoptera; Noctuidae
Product: acidic juvenile hormone-suppressible protein 1
Exons: 8
Coding region: 74-2194 (706 amino acids)
Source: RefSeq, a predicted model, not a curated record